Molecule: messenger RNA, 684 nt
Organism: Thalassophryne amazonica
Lineage: Eukaryota; Metazoa; Chordata; Actinopteri; Batrachoidiformes; Batrachoididae
Product: C-type lectin domain family 17, member A-like
Exons: 2
Coding region: 318-656 (112 amino acids)
Source: RefSeq, a predicted model, not a curated record
CCAGAUUUUCCACCAUAUUGGAUAGUACGAAAAAAGAAAAAACAACAAACUGCUAUGGUUGAUCUUUAGACUAACCCUCCCAAUUGUAUCUAUGGCUUUUGGAUUUUUCAAAGCAGACACGCUGUACAGUCGAAGCUACCAAACAGGACCUGAGGUCAUAUAUCUCAGCAAUGUUUUGAUGUGUCAACCAAACCAAACAUGCUACAUGGGCUUGGGAAUGAAUUUUGAAGGAGGAGGAAUAUAUUUAGCAAUUUUGUGUGUAUGUGUCCUUUCCUCAUUUAAAGCACAACCAGUUGAACUGCUAGUUGUACAUUAAAAUGGACAGUUUAUUGUUUUGGGGUUUUUUUUCAGCCCAUUGCCAAUGUCAGGAAGGUUGGAGACUGUACGAGGGUCGAUGUUACUACUUUUCCACUGAUGCAAAGACGUGGUUAGAGGCAAAUGCGUACUGUUUGGGCCGUAAUGCCAACCUGAUGAGCAUUCAGAACAUCCAUGAGAGGCUCUGGGUGAGCACACAGAUCGAUGACGAUAUCUACUGGAUCGGCCUGAACGACAGAGUCACGGAAGGAACCUGGGAGUGGUCAGAUGGGAGUCCUUAUUUAGAGUUCUUGGAGUAUGUGAUCUUUACUACUACUUCAUCGUCAGAAGAUAAAACGUAGAUUACCUAAAGCUUACCUGUACUUUUUU